GUUCCGCCAUGCCCUCCACCUACCCGCAGCGGGCCCUGACGGUGCUGCUGCUCUUUGGGACAUUGGCAGCCGCCAUGGCCCUGCUCGCUUCCAGCCUCAUCUUCCAGCUGCCGUCGGGGCGCAGCGGUCCCGGUGCCGGUGCCGGUGCCGUUCGAGGGGCUCUACCGGAGUCGGUGGCCGCCGUUCUGCUGCCGGUAUCGGCGGUGCUGGCUUCGCUCUGCUUGGUUCUGAACCUAAGCUGCCUCCUCCUCUGCCUCCUCCACGGCUACUUCAGCACCGAGCUCUGCCGGGGGCAGCGCGGCCCCGAGCGGGCAGCCUGGUUCCUCCUGGACAGCCGGAGGGUUCGUCACGCAGCCAUCGCCUUGUUCUGCUGUGGGGUCUCUGUCUACCUGGCAGCUCUGGCCAUCUCCAUGCUGCUGCUCUUUGAGCUGGAGGGAGGCAUUGCCAGUGCCUGCAUCCUCUCCUCUGGUGUCCUUGUCCUGCUCAUCACGGUCACACACGCCCUGAUCCGAGCUUCCCAAGUUUCCCACCACAUUCCCUCUGAGAUUUCCCACACCCUUUAUGAGAACAACUCAGCUCAGCCUCCUGAAUCCUCCACCAGUGACCUCAACAACAAGAACCUGACUGCUGCUCCUGCUUCCUCAGCAGAGUUCCACCGGGAAUUCUCCUUCCCUCUUUUCCCAGGAGGGAAAUCUCCAGCCAGCAGCCACCUCACCUCUUCAGCCAGCCCUGGAAUUCCCUCCGAGCAGGAAAGCUCCAACCUGAGCAGGACACACAGGACACUGGAGUCAGGGCUGCUGCAGGCUCAGGGGAAGCCCUGGAAUGGGAUCAGGCAGGAAAUGAGGAACGUGCUGGCCAGGAAACCCGGUGCCUCGGGCAAGGACUCGACUCUGGUGUGAGUGGAACCUUUUCCCCUCCUCCCUGGGGAGCUGCAGGGAAACAGGGACAAGAUUUGUGUCAUCCUGAGAGCUUCAGACACGUCCUGUCCCAGCAGAGCAGCAGGGAGCUCCUCCAUCCUCAUCAUCCUUAUCCUCAUCCUCCAUCCUCAUCUUCCUCUUCAUCCUCCAUCCUCCAAUCUCAUCCUCCUCCAUCCUUCUCCUCCUCAUCCUUCAUCCUCCUCCUCCAUCCUCCUCAUCCUCCUCUUUCCCCUUCAUCCUCAUCCUCCAUCCUCA
This is a messenger RNA of Calypte anna (Anna's hummingbird), 1172 nucleotides long. It is a transcript of the gene TMEM221, whose product is annotated as transmembrane protein 221. NCBI's taxonomy places the organism in Eukaryota, Metazoa, Chordata, Aves, Apodiformes, Trochilidae. The record is from RefSeq and is a predicted model, not a curated record. The transcript is spliced from 3 exons. Bases 9 to 899 code for a protein of 296 amino acids.